This is a messenger RNA of Chaetomium strumarium, 2025 nucleotides long. Its product is annotated as heterokaryon incompatibility protein-domain-containing protein. The record is from RefSeq and is a predicted model, not a curated record. Lineage: Eukaryota; Fungi; Ascomycota; Sordariomycetes; Sordariales; Chaetomiaceae. Bases 1 to 2025 code for a protein of 674 amino acids. The transcript is spliced from 3 exons.
AUGGCACAGGCAGACCUUUGCAGCUACUGCGACAAGAUACCCUUUUCGGAAUUUGCAGCCGGAACGCGAGACGACCGUCGGAGGGUGGACAAGUCGGACAAUACGUAUUGCUUGGGAGCUGCGUCUCGCAUCCUCCAGAGCGAUUGUCCGUUUUGCCUGUUAGCAUGUGAGGCAACGCUGCUGUACAGAAACCUCAACUCGUCGCGCCUUCCCCUGUCCCCCGGCCGAGAUGUUGAAGUGGUCUGGGCUCCUCGAACCGUUACGCGGACAAGAGGCGGGUUCGUCAUCACGGGUCAGGAGGACGUCUGGCUGGCCUUUGGGUCAGAUUCAUGUUCCUCCGCCUCCGGUGCAAGCCCACCGCACUCGUACCUCCUCCCAAAACUCCCCGUUGAGCUCGAUGUGUCGAGGGUGGCUGGAUGGAUCGACCACUGCACAUCUCACCACAUCUGUGUCUUAUUUCCGCAUACGAUGAUGUUUGGCGAGGCCUUCCCCGGAUUGCGCUUCCUACGAUUCAUCGACACGAUCCGGGGUUGCAUCGUCCAGAAGACCGAACCCGUCCAGUACGCGGUGCUCAGCUACGUCUGGGGCUCCUACCCGACCUUCCGACUUACCAAGGCAAAUCUGGACAAACUCAUGGUGCCCGGUGCCCUUCUCGAGUUCCCUAGACGGCUGCCCAGGACGCUCCAGGAUGCGAUUCUCUUGGCCAAAAGACUAAACAUCCGCUUCCUCUGGGUCGACGCGCUGUGCUUGCUGCAAAAUAGCUCGGACGAUCUCGAAAAGGGCGUUAACGUCAUGGAUCAGAUCUACGAGCGAGCAUGGAUUAGCAUUGUGGCGGCAAAUGGCCACGACUCCAAUGCCGGCCUUCCCGGCGUGCAGCCGGGGGAGCGAGCGGGACGAGUUCUUGUCAAGCAGGUAAAGCAGGGGGUCUCCAUGGGGGUCUACGUGGGCACGGAGCUCCAAUUGCAGAGGAGUGUAUAUGAAACCAGGGCAUGGACGUUCCAAGAGCACGUUCUAUCUCGACGAAUCCUAUAUUUCUUCCCCGACUCGGUCGUUUUCCGCUGCCGCGAAAGUGAGUUCCUCGAAGUCUGCGCCGACGACCCCACGCUCGGACGGCAGGAAGCCAGCCUGACAUCCAUGCUCGCCGAUGCCAUCAUUACCACCGACGGUCCGGCGCAUCAGUACGAAGUUUUCCUCCUCUACUACACCCGCCGCGCCCUGACAAACGACGCCGACGCCCUCCGCGCCAUGGCGGGCAUCCUGCGCCGCCUCUCCCACAAGCUCCGGUGCCGCAUGCUGCAGGGCCUUCCCACCAGCCAGUUCGACAGGUAUGUUCUGCUACGCGGCCCGGCGGCUGGCCGUCGACGUGGGUUUCCGAGUUACUCGUGGGCCGGGUGGCGGGACUCGCUUGGGUUCUUGCGUAUCGGAACCAUUGAUACACGCGGCUGGCUACGCGACCAGACGUGGAUUGUCUGGUAUAAGGGGAGUCCCGCCGGGGUGGUAAGCCCUGUUUGGGAUCCCGCGGAGAAUCUGGAAUUUGUCCCGUUCCGGGGUCUCCGGACAUCGCGGACCAUGCCCACUCUGGACCUGGGCCCCGGCCCUGUCGACACUACCGAAACAAGUCAGGCCGGCGCCGAGCCGCCACGGCUGUAUCCAUACCACCUAUUGCAGUUCUGGACUAUAGUCAUCUACGUCAAGCUACAGAACAUUGAUGUCUUUUGGCCGCGAGGAGACCUUAUUGGCACGGAUGGGCGUCGGUGUGGAAGGUUAGGAUUAGACGGGUUUCAUGAAACAACAUUUUUCGAGUCCGAGCGACCGUUCGAGGUCAUUCUCCUCUCGGAGUCGCAAGGCGAUGAGGACGAGGUGCACUGGACGGUGCGGCCGAGAGAGUGGAAGGCCUACCACGUCAUGGUCAUUGAGUGGCAUGGUGGGGUUGCUGAGCGGCGAGGCUUGGGGACCGUGCUCAAAUCGGCUGUCCAUCGAAGCUUCAGCCCUGGACCUGUCUGGAAGGAGGUGAUUAUGGGGUGA